AUGUCAGUCUCCAGAUGCUUGUUUACAUGUGUUGUGUACACCUGUGAGUUAUUUCCGAAGAUAGUUCGGAGCUGGCAUUUGCCUCUGAGUUUCACCCCGUGCGGUAUGGCAGCGGCAGCGGAGGAUCCGGAGGACUGCGUCCGCAGCAACGGAGGCGCGGCGCAGGGAGCGCUAACAGGUGACGGCGAACCUGAGGAGGCCGAGGAGUUCACCUGUUCGGCCUACUGCUCGGAGCUUUCCCGACGGCAGAACGAGCAGAGGAAAGCGGGGCUGUUCUGCGACGUGACUCUAGUCUUCUGCUCGGGAGCGGUGCCCGGGGUUCAGACCUUGUCCGCACACCGCUCGGUUUUAUCCGCGGCGUCGCAGUACUUCAUGCUGCUGCUGUCGGGACAGUUUUCAGAGUCCCGGUCCGGGCGAGUGGAGCUAAAGGAAUGGAGCUCGGGCACAAGACCCGACCCAGAGACUGUGGAGAGUGUCAUACAGUUCAUGUACACAGGAGAAGUGAGGGUGACCACCGCCAAUGUGCAUGAAGUGUUGGAACUUGCUGACAGGUUUCUGCUGGGGCAGUUGAAGACCUUCUGUGGAGAGUUCUUGAUGAGGAAGUUGAGCAUGUCCAACUGUGUAGCCGUACACAGCCUUGCACACAUGUACACACUGACCCAGCUUGCUCAGAGAGCCGCGGAGACAAUCAGAAGAAACUUCCACAAAGUCAUCCACAACGAGGAAUUCUACACACUGCCUUUUCACUUGGUGCGAGACUGGCUGUGCGACACAGAAAUCACCGUGGAGUCUGAACAGGAGUUGUUUGAGGCCAUCGUGAAAUGGGUCCACCAAAACCCAGAGGAGCGAGAGAAGCAUUUUGAGGAGCUGUUCAGGCUUUUAAGGCUGCCACAGAUUGCUCCUACUUUCUUGACACGUGUAGUGAGAAAGGAGCCAUUAGUGGCAAACAGUGCAGCUUGUCAGGAGCUGGUGUCCAGUGCUCUUGAGGUCCAUGCCGUUCGCCACGAGAGCCCCAAGACGGAUGAUUCAGAGCUCGGCGACUCCUACAUGGUGGCGAUCCAGCCUCGAUUUGGUCAGAACAUGGAUGUGAUCAUGGUAGUGGGUGGUGUUUCAGAAGGUGGAGAUUAUUUGAGUGAGUGCGUGGGCUACUUUGUUGCUGAGGACCGCUGGGUCAACUUGCCUCACAUUCACAACCACCUCGACGGACAUGCCAUUGCAGUCACUGAAAGUCAUGUUUAUGUGGCAGGCUCCAUGGAGCCCGGCUUCGCUAAGAUGGUGGAGCGCUACAAUCCCAACAUCAACAGCUGGGAGUCGGUCUGCAGCCUGACCACCCGCAAGCACUCCUUUGGCCUCACGUGCGUCAAAGACAUACUGUACAUCAUCGGCGGUCACGGCAACUUCAGUCCAGGCUUCAAAGAUGUCUCUGUUUAUGAACCCGAGCAGGACGCGUGGCUCAAUCUGGAGCCAGCGCCAAAGAUCCUACGAGAUGUAAAAACACUGAGCGUGGAGGAUCGCUAUGUGUAUGUGAUGGCGAGGACCCCUGUAGACAUAGACAGCGAUGAUGGACUAAGCACAGUGACCACCUGCUACGAUACAGAAAGCCGCAAGUGGCAGGAAGUGGACUCAUUACCAGUGAUUGAUACCUACUGUAGUUUUCAGAUGGCUGUUGCAUCCACCAACUUCUAUCACACAGCAUCCUGUUGCCCCAAGAACUACACAGUAACGCAUGAGGCCGCUCAGCAGAAAAUAAGCAGAAACAUCUCAGAGGACAUCCUCGACAGCCUCCCUUCAGAGGUCCUCAGCUUGGAGGGUGCUGCUAUUUGCCACCUGGGUGAAGACAUCUUCAUCAUUGGCGGGUGGAGGAACAGCAACCACGUGGACAAGCAGUACCGCAAGGAGGCCUACCGUUACUGUGCCAAGAGGAAGCGCUGGAUGCUGCUGCCGCCCUUGCCUCAGCCACGGUGUCGCGCAGCGGCCUGCCACAUUCGUGUCCCCUACCACUAUCUCUAUGGGUCCCAGCGUUACCCCAUCCCCCACAACCUGGCUCGCCAGCGAGAUCGCAUGCAGCAAAUGCAGCAGCUCCAUCGGCGCACCCUCAACCUGCGGAGACAAAUGCAGUCUCAGAUUGAAUGUUAAGAAUCAGAUAUUCUGCUUUAAGUCAUUAGCACUUCAUCUGCUGCUAAUUGCCUUGUUGUUAUCUCCUAGCCUUUUUUUUUUUUUUAGAAUUAUUUUUGCCUUA
Molecule: messenger RNA, 2239 nt
Organism: Archocentrus centrarchus (flier cichlid)
Lineage: Eukaryota; Metazoa; Chordata; Actinopteri; Cichliformes; Cichlidae
Product: kelch-like protein 11
Exons: 2
Coding region: 1-2136 (711 amino acids)
Molecular function (GO): protein binding
Source: RefSeq, a predicted model, not a curated record